Molecule: messenger RNA, 3158 nt
Organism: Oncorhynchus nerka (sockeye salmon)
Lineage: Eukaryota; Metazoa; Chordata; Actinopteri; Salmoniformes; Salmonidae
Product: amphoterin-induced protein 1-like
Exons: 5
Coding region: 434-1972 (512 amino acids)
Biological process (GO): brain development
Cellular component (GO): membrane
Molecular function (GO): protein binding
Source: RefSeq, a predicted model, not a curated record
CACUGGUCCUAGGGCAUGAGUUCUUUGAUCUUUAUGUAAUCUUAUCCUUGCAUAAUCUUAUCCUUGCGUAAUCUUCUAUGGAGAUUUGGAUAGGGAGCAGAGCAGUGUUUUGUUUGAAGCUGGACUAUAGGCGAGGAAGGAUUUCUCCUCUCUGUCUCUCUGCAUCCCGUUUGUUGUCCUUACAUUGGAGAGACUAUUACUGUACUGUACGGACUAAAACGAGGUGCAAAUUAUAAACAGACGUGUCUGAUUUGGCAGCGGAUGGAUUUCACUUCAGAGAAUGAUUGAGGAUGGCUAAAUCUGAUCUGACGUUAAGACCUCAAUUAAGCGAUGCCAGGGAUUCCACCAGCUGCUGCUCCAUGCUGUGUAGGAAGAGAACCAUAAUACAGGAAGUUCCUCUCCUUUAACAACAACACACCGACCGUCUCCUAGCAUGUUGCCUCCACGCAGAGCAGGCGCCCUGCCGGAGCCCUCCCCCUCUGCCUCUCCCUCUCCCUCUCUCAGCCUGAGGAGGAUCCAGGUUCGAUGGGCCUUGUACGUCUUCCUCUCCCUGGCCCUCCUCUGGUUCCCGUCUGGGGCGGUAGCCUCAACCCUCAACUGCCACAAGACCUGCAUCUGUGCCAGUAACAUCGUGAGCUGUUCCAAGAUGAACCUGACCACGGUGCCCACUGGCCUGCCUCUCUACAUGGCCGUCCUGGACCUCAGCUACAACGACGUCUCCCGGCUGAAGGCUGAGUGGACCACGGUGAAACUCAUCAAACUCCACAACCUCCUACUCAGUCACAAUGGCCUUCACUUCCUCUCAUCUGAGGCCUUCGUCUACGUCAAACACCUGCGCUACCUGGACCUGUCCUCCAACAACCUGCGACAGCUGGACGAGUUCAUCUUUGAGCCGCUGGGGCAGCUGGAGGUGUUGUUGCUGUACAACAACCGUAUAUCUCAGAUUGACCGCUCAGCCUUCCAGGGUCUCCACAGCCUGCAGAAACUCUACCUGUCCCAGAACAUGAUCUCACGCUUCCCCCUGGAACUGGUCAAGGACAAGACCCGCCUGGGGAAACUCAGCCUGAUGGACAUCUCCUCCAACAGGAUCAAGGUCCCCCCCAUCGAGGAGCUGCAGGUGCUGCCUGCCUGGAUAAAGAACGGCCUCUACUUCCACAACAACCCUCUGGUCUGUGACUGUAGCCUAUAUAGUCUCCUGGCCCACUGGCACAUCCUCCGGCUCAACUCAGCCCUGGACUUUAAAGACGAGUACAGCUGCUAUCUCCCCGGGCCCCAGAAAAGCAGGGUGGGGGUCUUCGACCUCAACAGAGACUACAUGAACUGUAGUACGUUCUACGAGGCGGACGAGGAAGCUUGGCUGGAACAGACGCUGAUCUUGCGCUGUGAUACUAAACACAGAGAUCCGUCUAAGACCUGGGUGAUGCCUGGUGAUGUAGUGGUGACAGAAGGCCUUAACCAGACAGCCAAGGUGCUUCCUGACGGUAGUCUCCAGAUCGGCCCGGUGAAGCCGGACGACUCGGGGACGUACACAUGCUACGCUGUGAGCGAGGCCCUCAACGAGACGAUCUACGUGCUGCUCAAGGUGCAUAACUUCACGGAGAAGGGAAAUGGCGAGAACCUGAAUACGGCCUACACCACCCUGGUGGGCUGCGUGACCAGUUUGGUCCUAGUGUUCAUCUACCUGUACCUGACCCCCUGCCGAUGCUUCUGCUGCCCCAAGAACAACCACCAGGACUCCUUCCACUCCUCCAUGCUCAGCCAGGAAGACUUGGCCAACAACACAGACCCAAGGCACGUGGCCUUCAUCGACCCCAAGGAGCUUGGGCAGAACGGGAAAGUGAACCCCAGCGAUAUGGAGGCGGACCAGGGAGAGAUGGAUGAGGAGGGAGGAUUACUGGGGAAGGGAAGGAGGAAGAAGUCUGUGGCUGAGUCUAUUAGUUUGGUCUUCUCUGACACCCCCAUAGUGGUCUGAGAUGGUACGGACCGGAGAGCUCGGUGUACGCUGUGACGUGAUUGGAUGGAUCAGUGAUGUAUGUGGUGUGAUUGGAUGAAACUGUGAAUACUUCCUGGAGGUGGGAACUUGGACAGAAAGCCAAUCACAGUUCCCCAAAUUGACCAAACUGACUAAUGAGAAGCUUCAGGGGAGUGUUAAACACAUUGCCUUGGUAUUAACAAGGACAAUUGACAAUAGUCAGGACCGUUCCAGCAUUUAAUUUGUAGCACUUAAAUAUACAGUACAUACUGUGAAAGCCUGACAGAGUAGUGUAGGAGGACACUAUUCCUUCCCGUGAUACAGUAAUGGUGGAAGAGGAUAUCAUGUUUGGACAGUAUCAGUACUCAGGAAGACAUUGCCUGCUGGAGAUACAGAGAAUAUGAGACCAUUUUAAACAUUUAAAGAAAGGAUAUAAAAUAGAAAUGAACACAUUUUGGGAAAAUAAAAUAGUUCAUACAUAUUGACAUAAUCAAAGUCAUGAACAUGAGCCUUGUAGACUGACUCCUAUUUCUAUUUACUGAUUGGAAGUAGACUAGCGGGAGCGUCUUCUGUAGACGUUAGUACGUACACGCGGUAGCUAUACCGUAUAUAUAGAAAUGGAAUGACUUUAUAUUACUUCCUGACAUGGGUACAUUCAAUAUGGCCGUCAGUCCACCCAUCAUAGAACAUUGACUUGGAUGGGAAUGUCUAUUCUAGUAAUUCUAUUUCUAUGUAUAUACCCCUCCACCCCAGAGUUGGCCAAACUCUCUAUUAUGUUUGCUACCAGCAGGUCAUGAAUAAUCGUUACCAGUGAGUCAUACUGAAGAGGAGCAACAUGUUAUCAAUAAGCGUCACCUUACGGCCCACAGACCAGACAGAGUGGGAACCAGGAAAUGGAUCUUCUAUUCUACUCCCUCAUAGUUAGGUCAGAUAGUUAUUUAGUCAUAAUGAGAUAGCAACAGAGCACAAUAGUGGAAUAGAAGGUCAUUGUGGUUCACUUGAUACUUGAUUUAAUUAUGAAUAGGUCAACUACUGUACGAAGACUUCACCCUUGUUAAGUCAAAGCUUGUUACUCUAAAAUGUUGAUGCACAAAUUUGUUUCCAUCCUUUUAGUUAGCAUUUCUCCUUUGCCAAAAUAAUGAUCUAAAAUGGAGAAUUAUAAUCACCGUUAGGAAGAAAAAACAGU